AAUGCCUCUCCAAGGGUUUAAUUGAAUAACUUAUUCGUUUCGCUCAAGCGAAGUCAACUUUUGUAUAUUUCGUUAUUGCUAUCACAUUUCGUCGCAAUAUUUAUUUAGUUACGCGGUGCCUCUUUGAUUUACCAUCGACUUCAACACUUGUUUCUGACUGUAUCAAAUUAUGUUAGGGACAUUUAACUCGCAUCACCGCUACCAUCAUUGAGGCGAAAGUAAAAUUAUCAACGACUCGCCCGAUUUGGUGCAUUUCAGUUGUGUUCAAUGUCCCGUGACAACCUGCCAUACAAAGAUACCGAUUCCAUCAGAACAUUUAUGGAUGCUGUGUUUCUCUGUUUUCAUUGUAGAUAACUUCAGUCAACUGUAUCCAUAAUUAUCAACAUAGAAAUAAAAGUCAUUUGGUCUACAAUAUGUGUACCACUUGGAGAUGUCCCAGCCAGUAACAGAUAUUCUAGUGUUACAUAGAAAAGAUAUCUACAUUGCAUAUUUUCUACAUAAGUAAACAGAGUCCCAUGAUUUGGACAUCAUAAGACAAGAAACUGAACCAUAAUAGAUUAUAACCACAGGCAUCAGUUUUCAAGAAUUCCUCCAGAGUUAAUAUGGAGGAUGGUAAUCACUCAGACACUUCUAACACAAAUGUUUCUGAGAAUAUAGAUUCGAUUAAACAGACAUCUGAUGCUGAAGAACCAUUAUCUCAUGGUAAGAAACCUUUAUCCUCUAAAAACAAGUCACCUACAAGAAAUAUUAAUUGUGAAAUAUGUGGAAAAACUUUUGAGAAUUCCAGUAAUUUAAAAAGACACAAAAGAUUACACACUGGGGAAAAACCAUUUAAGUGUGAUAUUUGUGGAAAGUCGUUGAAUCAGAAAUACCACCUUAUUGUCCACAAGCGUAGUCACACUGGAGAAAAACCUUUCCGCUGUGAAUUAUGUGGCAAGUCUUUUGUUGAUAAUUAUUAUCUAAAGGUUCACAAAAAGAGGCACACUGGACAAAAUUGUUUUAAUUGUGAAAUAUGCCAAAAGUUUUUUCCUUACAAUUAUCUCCUUGUUCUCCACAUUCGUAGUCACACUGGAGAGAAGCCCUUCCACUGUGAAAUAUGUGGAAAGUCGUUUGCUGAUAAUAGUUUCUUAACAAAGCACAAGAGAACCCAUUCUGAAGAAAAAUCUUACCACUGUGACAUAUGUGGGAAAUUAUUUGUCAGUAAUACUGUCUUGAAAAUUCACAGAAGAAUUCACACUGGAGAGAAACCUUACCAUUGUGAUAUUUGUGGUAAAUCUUUUGCCAUUAAUAGUUCUUUAACAAGUCAUUUAAGGAUUCACACUGGAGACAAACCUUAUUGUUGUCAAAUAUGUGGAAAAUCAUUUGUGGUAAAAAGUAAUUUAACAAGGCAUGAACGAAUUCACACUGGAGAGAGACCAUUCCACUGUGAUAUAUGUGGAAAAUCAUUCGUCGACAAUAGUGAUUUGACAAAGCACAGAAAAAUUCACACUGGUGGAAAACCAUUUAAAUGUGAAACAUGUAGGAAAUCAUUUGUCAAUAUGCAUUCUCUUGGAGUUCACAAAAAGUUACACUCUGAAGGAAAGCUUUUGAAUUGUGAAGUAUGUAGGAAAUCCUUCUUGGAUAACUCUCAACUGCUUCGUCACAAAACAGUCCACACUGGAGAAAAACGAUUCCACUGUGAAGUGUGUGGAAAAUCAUUCAGGAAAAACUCGCUGCUUGUUGUCCAUAUACGUAUUCAUACUGGAGAGAAACCUUACCACUGUGAAAUGUGUGGAAAAUCAUUUGUAGUUAAAAGUAAUUUAACAAGUCACAAACGAGUUCACACUAGAGAAAAACCAUUCCACUGUGAAAUAUGUGGGAGGUCUUUCAUGAAGAACUCAGUACUUAUUACUCAUAUACGGAGUCAUACUGGAGAAAAGCCUUACCAUUGUGAUAUAUGUGGGAAGUUCUUCAGUGCCAAUUCUUAUCUUGUAGUUCACAAAAGAAUACAUGAAGGGAAGCCCUAUUAUUGUGAUGUGUGUGGAAAAUCAUUCUUGAUUAAGUCUCUACUUCUUCGUCACGAAAAAGUACACAGUGGAGAAAGACCAUUCCAGUGUGAAACGUGUGGGAAAUCCUUUUUGGAUAAAUCUCGACUUGCUCGGCAUGAAAGAAUACACACGGGAGAAAAACCAUUCUCUUGUGAUAUAUGUGGGAAAUCCUUCAUGGAUAAUUCUCGACUUCUUCAUCACAGAGGCAUACACACAGGAGAAAAACCAUUCCAUUGCGAAACUUGUGGGAAAUCUUUCUUGGAGAAGUCUCAUCUUGCUAGUCACAAAAGAGUACACACUGGCGAAAAACCUUUUUUUUGUGAUAUUUGUGGUAAAUAUUUCUCUUCUGGCAGUAAUUUAACAAGGCACAAGGUACAACACAUUGGGAAAAAAGAAUUCCACUGUGAAAUAUGUGGGAAAUCUUAUUUCAGUAAUGAUGAUUUAAGAAGACAUAAAAGAAUUCAUGAUGGAGAAAAAACAUUUCACUGUGAAAUUUGCGGGAAAUCGUUCUUCGAUAAUUCUAAUCUUAUCGUUCACAUCCGUAGUCACACUGGAGAAAAGCCUUAUCAUUGUGACACAUGUGAGAAAUCAUUUACCUGUAAAGGUGACUUGAAUAGACACAAACAAAGACACACUGGAGAAAGGCCUCAUUAUUGUGAAACAUGUGGGAAAUCGUAUUUCUGUAAAAGUGAUUUAAAUAACCACAAACGGUCGCACACUAAAGGGAAGGCUUUGAAUAGUGAGACCUGAGAAGUCUCUCUGUUGCAAGUCUAAACUUUUAGUCUAUCAAAGAAAAUGAUUACAGACGUAUUUUUUUCACAACAAAUGUCUUCCAUUAUAUGUAAAGAAUAAAAAGUUUAGGAAGGUAUAACAAUGCACUAUAGAACAAAAAAUGGACUAUAUACCUGUUGUAACUUGGUAAACUAUAGUCCGAUGAUAUUUCGGAAUUAGAAUUCCUUCUUUAAAUCUUAUUUGC
Messenger RNA from Octopus bimaculoides (California two-spot octopus), 3003 nucleotides. RefSeq lists its product as uncharacterized. Gene Ontology annotation, molecular function: DNA-binding transcription factor activity, RNA polymerase II-specific; RNA polymerase II cis-regulatory region sequence-specific DNA binding. Gene Ontology annotation, biological process: regulation of DNA-templated transcription. Lineage: Eukaryota; Metazoa; Mollusca; Cephalopoda; Octopoda; Octopodidae. The record is from RefSeq and is a predicted model, not a curated record.